Molecule: messenger RNA, 1113 nt
Organism: Melampsora larici-populina 98AG31
Lineage: Eukaryota; Fungi; Basidiomycota; Pucciniomycetes; Pucciniales; Melampsoraceae
Exons: 5
Coding region: 1-1113 (370 amino acids)
Source: RefSeq, a predicted model, not a curated record
AUGAAACCGGGACUUGGACCUGACGAUGGCGCGUGGCAAGAUAUCGAAGAUGAUUUUGAUUUAGUAAACCAUCAGUUAUCAGAAGAGCAUCAACAAAUCAUUUCAGCACUCAACUCAAAUCUGUAUCAACGCAAAAGGCUAGAAUUGGAAGCGAAAUGGGUCAGUGCGGUUGAGGCAAUGGUGGAUGUGUAUAUCAUAGGCCGAAAAAACACUAGAAAUUGGGGAGAUGGGAUACUUUGGACACAUGAUUAUAAAAUACCAUGUGGCUGCGUAGGGUAUUCACGAGUAGUCACCUUAGUCGACAUACACAUGACCGGUGUCCUCUCCUGGAUCAACACGGUAGAGAAGAGGCUUGUGAAAUCCUCUGUAAUUCUAGCUGAGUUGCCCAAAUCGGAUCCUAAGUAUACCAUCGAGUAUUUCGAACAACAAUGGGAGCGGCAGCGACUUAUUCAGCAAAAUGUAAUCAAUGCUACUACUCGUAGGCUGAAAGAACAAAUGGGUGUUCUAUUGGAUCUUGAGGAAGAUUUAAUUGAGGCACGGGAUACUCUGGCCCUUUUGGAAGCAGGUACCGCCGCUCUACGUACUCAAGAGCAACAGCACGACCUGCUGGACCUGCCCAGGACACUUACAUCGCUGGAGAACAAGAUUCAAAAUGUAGCUAAUGAGUUGGGCUCCCAACAGUUUCGAGAGCUAACAGGAAUGACCGACGAUCGAGCUAAACCUAGGAUGUUACUCCAAAUUGCCAAGUCCAAGAUGUACGGAGCAAAGGUUGAGUGUAUUGAAAUGCAAUGUCGAGCAGACGGAACUACUGGUGUGGAUCCAGUGACAAUAUCACUUCAAUUGGACAUUGCAAAACGGGCAUGCAAACUUUGGAUAUCAUGGAAAUGGGGCAUCGAAGAUGUCAUGUCUCGGACAGCACCCUAUCUUGAGCUUCCAGAUGGUUUUGAUGGUGACUUGUUAUCACAAUGGCAUGCUUUGGUCGAUUCAUGCCCAGGUCAAUGGGCUGAAAUGACUGGGACUCCUAAUGAAACAGAUGAUGAUGAUGCGGACGAGGGGUUAUUGGAUGUUGAACUGCUUGAGGAUCUUGUGGGUAAUAUGCAGAUUGUAUUGUAG